AUGGAGAACCUAACCCUAGUUUCUUGCUCAGCUUCUUCUCCUAAGCUGUUAAUCGGAUGCAACUUCACUUCCUCGCUUAAAACCCCAGUAGGGUUAUCUCGUCGGACUCCUAAAAUUGUCUUCCGCUGCUCCAAAAUCUCAGCUUCUGCUCAAUCUCAUUCUCAACCUCCCUCGUCCCUUCCGGAAAAUGAAGCCGUGGUUGUGAGACAUAGAAGCAAAGCCUUUGCAAGUAUUUUUUCAUCGAGUCGUGAAAAACAGACAACUUCUGUUGCUCCCCCUAGUGUGCCUGUGCCACCACCGUCUUCAUCAACCAUAGGAUCACCACUUUUCUGGAUUGGUGUUGGAGUUGGGUUAUCAGCUUUGUUCUCAUUGGUAACUUCAAACUUAAAGAAAUAUGCAAUGCAAACAGCUAUGAAGACAAUGAUGAACCAGAUGAACACACAAAAUAGCCAGUUUAAUAAUCCUGGAUUCCCAUCAGGAUCACCUUUUCCGUUUCCAUUUCCUCCUCAACCUAGUCCUGCUUCCUCGCCAUUCCAGUCUCAGUCACCAUCUUCAGGUGCUACUGUUGAUGUGAUGGCGUCAAAAGUUGAUACUCCUCCAUCAACUAAACCACAACCUAAGCCUGCAAAGGAUAUAGAAGUGGAUAAGCCGAGUGUUGUUUUAGAGGAAAACAAAGUGAAGAAAGAAGAAAACAACUAUGCCUUUGAAGACGUUUCACCUGAGGAAACCACAAAAGAAAGCCCAUUUAGCAACUAUGCUGAAGUCUCUGAGAGUAGUGCUCCCAAAGAAACUCGCUUGUUUGAGGAUGUUUUGCAAAAUGGAGCUGGUCCGGCAAAUGGUGCGACUGCUUCAGAGGUUUUUCAAUCUUUGGGCGGUGGGAAAGGAGGGCCGGGUUUGUCAGUAGAAGCUUUAGAGAAAAUGAUGGAAGAUCCAACAGUUCAGAAGAUGGUUUACCCAUACUUGCCUGAAGAGAUGAGGAACCCGGAAACUUUCAAAUGGAUGCUUAAAAACCCUCAGUACCGUCAACAGUUACAAGACAUGUUGAAUAACAUGAGUGGGAGUGGUGAAUGGGAUAAGCGGAUGACAGAUACCUUGAAGAAUUUCGACCUGAAUAGUCCUGAAGUGAAGCAACAAUUCAAUCAAAUAGGACUGACUCCAGAAGAAGUCAUUUCUAAGAUCAUGGAGAACCCUGAUGUUGCCAUGGCAUUCCAGAAUCCUAGAGUCCAAGCAGCCUUAAUGGAAUGCUCAGAGAACCCAAUGAACAUCAUGAAAUACCAGAACGACAAAGAGGUAAUGGAUGUGUUCAACAAGAUAUCGCAGCUCUUUCCAGGAAUGACGGGUUGAUAAAAAAGCUCACGCCUUUUGGUUUGUUAAUCUUCUUGGCUCAAAUGUCACCAUGUCUUUAGAUUUUUGUAGGAGAGAAACACUUCUUUUUUUUUUGGUGAGAGAGUUCAGUUUUUUUGGUCAGAUCAGAGAAUUGUGUAACCCAUAUUUAUUUAUCCCCAUCUCUAUAUAUUGAAGUCACGGUUCUACUCUU
Capsella rubella is the source of this 1537-nucleotide messenger RNA. RefSeq names its product protein TIC 40, chloroplastic. Gene Ontology annotation, biological process: chloroplast organization; protein import into chloroplast stroma. The coding region runs from base 1 to 1344 and encodes 447 amino acids. The record is from RefSeq and is a predicted model, not a curated record. The transcript is spliced from 14 exons. NCBI's taxonomy places the organism in Eukaryota, Viridiplantae, Streptophyta, Magnoliopsida, Brassicales, Brassicaceae. Gene Ontology annotation, cellular component: chloroplast thylakoid membrane; chloroplast inner membrane.